AUGACCUCGAGGCCCCCCAUGGGCGUCCCGCCGCGACAACCUCAACGAGGGCCUGGUUCGACGCUGGCGGUCCAGCGGCCAUCGCAUCCCCCGCACUCCCUGUCGCAGCAAUACCUCUCCACGUCCGCUUCCCCCGUCGCGCCCAACGAUCCUGCCGAUGUUUCUCCCGCCGCUGCCCAAGGCCGUCACCAGGCCGCCACCCCGCGCCGCGGCGGCUCCAAGCUGCGGCUCGAGCUGUCCAAUGACUGGACAAACGACCUGCCGCCUGCCACAGAGUCGCCCCAGAUCCUCACGCCCUCGCGUGGCGCGCCCCUGUCCAUGCCUGACGCUAUGGACACCGACAAGCCGAGCCCGGCUCUCUCCCGCGCCUCGCCGCAAGAAAGCAACCCCCCGGUGCCGAUGCCAAAGCGCCGCCCUCGGCCUUCGGAAAGGCCCAAGUCGACUCCGCGGCCCUCGCCUGCCCCCCCCGCGCCGCCUAAAAAAGACUCGAGGCCAAGGCCGUACACUGUCGAGGUUCCCGCCGACGCGCCCCGCUUCAUCUCAAUACACAAGCACGAUAUCCCCAAUAGGGAUCCCUUUAGCAAGGGUCUACAUAUGGGCCAUGCCGACUUCUUUCCCUGGUCGGGUCAACACCACGAAGACGAAUGGAGCCCCGACGCGAUCCAGAAGGGAACAUGGGAUCGAGGGACUCAGAACGAGACGGCCUCGGCUCGCCUGGCCGUGCUUCCCGCCCUGAGGCAGAAGAGCGGCCUCAAUGCGCUGUCGACAAUAUUCAUGGGCGUCAUGAAUCAACGGAGAUUUCGUGGCCAAAUCCUUGCGCCUUCGACCUUUAAGCCGCCGCCGAGGGUUACCUUGACUGAUACCAAGCGCGAGGUCUGGCUCAAGGACCUGGCCAAUCCCACGAUUUCGCUCCGACGCCUCAGCCGCACAAUUCCCCAUGGCAUACGUGGGAGGACGCUCUUGGACCAGUGCCUGAAUAAAAAUGUGCCCACCGAACGAGCAGUUUGGCUUGCCAAAUGCGUCGGCGCCAAUGAGAUCCGAGCCUUUAAGAGAAAGGGAGCCGGAGGGGCCUUCGUCAUGGGCGGCGAGUCAAAGUGGGUGAGAGACUGGACCAUCUUUGUCGAGCAAUUCGUCGAGGCUACCGUGUCCGCUUUUGGCGAGCCAGAUUGGAAAGUUCGAAUGACUUACGCAAUACGACUCGCAACAAACCUCUAUUCCGAGCAUCUUCUAGAUCGAGACCACUACCUGGACUGGAUUGCGUCCGGCCUGGAAAACAGCCCGCAAUCGAGAGUGCCCAUGUGGAUAUUGAUUGCGCAGAUCACCUGGGCUGACCUGGUCCGUUCAAGAAAGCACGGGCGCCGCCUGGUCUACACGCUACUGGGCCAUCUCAAUGCUAUUUACAACGACCCUGAUCGCGACAUCCUUAUACAGUUAUCCAGCCAGCUCAACAGCCUCUUGGGGACCCUUCUAACCGAUAAUCCAGAGAGCUUCCUUUCCCCGAGCCUCUGGCCGCGGCAUCAAGACGCGUUGAAAGCUUUCUUGCCACCCGAUGACGUCGCCUCUCAAGGCGCAUUUCAAAGGGUCAACGGAAGAAACGCAAGGCUGCUGGUGGCCAACACCACUUCCCCGCCGGCAGGGCGACAAUACCUCGUCAUGCUACUUGACUCGACUAUUCAAGGUCAGAACGACCGGGAUCUCUCAGCCAAAUGUCUGGCAGCCGUCGACGACAAGGCUGAACUCGUCAAGGCUGUGGUCGAGUGGGCCAUAUCUGUCCACCGACCAGGCCUGGCCAAGACAUAUGUUGCAGCGAGGCUCGUCAAAGCGUGGAACACUCUCAACGUGAGCGCCACGUCAGUCAUCGUUGACACGCUGAGCGACAUACCUCCCAGAGACAAGCUUCGCAAGAAGGCCGUCUUUCACCUCGUCGCAGAACUCGUUCGGUCCGGCCUCUUCUCGGUCGCCAAGUACAUGCAAUGGCUCAUCGGACGGGGCGGACUGCACGAUGCUGCCGACAUAGACCCAGACGACGGGCCCUGUGCCUCGAGGCUGCUGGUGGAGCUGCCCAUUCACUGCCUUUCCGAGAGCCAAAAGGCUCAGAGGGGCAAUCUUCUGCGUCGCGCUGGACACUACUCAGUAUCGGAUGAAGCCAGCGACAUCUCGAACGCCUUGAGAUGUGUCGAUGAUACACUGGGCCUCGCGCCGCACCUCGGCAACGCUGACCCGCACAGGAAAUGCCUAACUCUGCGAAAGCUCCUUCGAAGAGUCUCCAACAGCAGCAAGGCAGUGCAGACUUCCAUCGGCGCGCACUUGCGUGACGUUUUCACCUCCAACCUCCUCGGCAAAGUCGACUCGGCUGUCGCUCUGUCCAUAUUCAACUCGGUCCGCGCCAUGCUGGAAACUGCCCAAGACUUUUCCACCCUUUCCCAGAUACUGGAAUGCUGCUCCGCUACUUCAGACAUCGAUGUCCUGGCCGCCAGUGCCGACACCAUCAAUUCUCACAUGGAGAUUUUCCUGUCUCUCGAGUCUGCGGACGCCUUGUUCGACGCACUCACUGCUAGGCUAAAGUCGAUCAAUCGGGAGCAAGGCGUCGUUGCUCGGCCCCUGCUAGCAGCGCUGUCCAGUCUCGCUCGGCGAUUGCCUCACCGCGAGGGAAUUGCCAAGCAACUGUCGCGGGAGCUUGCGCAAAGCGAUCGGAGCAGUGCAAUCGACGCGUGCUCACCAGUGUCUGAUAGCAUGGCCAUGCAGACACAGAAUGGAGAGAGCGAGGUGUCGGAGCAGAUCGACAAGCUGCUCGCGAGUGGUAAUACCGUGGAUCCACCGACAAUGAAUCGCCUAUUUCGAAACAUCAUACCAAAAGUCGAGGCCGGAUGGGCCAAAGCUGACGGCAGGCGUAGGGUUUUCGCAUCGCUACUAGCCAGGCUUCGGGUCUUUGAUGCCCAGCAUUUCGACAAGCUCAUGGCCGACUGGGUCAGCCACAUCGGGACGCUCAAGGAUCGGCCAAUGCUAUCGGAGCUAUACCCCCUCCUCGUCAACCUCGGCUGUCUGUCGGUAUCCAUCAUGCUGCACACAGCGAAUGCGGUAUGUCCUUCUAUGGAACAGGCAUCGGCAAACCCGGAUUCGCCUCCAUCCGGAGCGGCCGUCUAUAUGCAGGAGCUUCUGCGUCUGCUUAUCAUGAAGCUACCCAAAGCUGGCUGUCUCGACAGUGUCGAGGCCUAUCGAUUUGAGAUUCAACAGAGGUCGGCCCGGUCGGAACAUCCCAAGGCCCUACUCUUGCUGAUACGCAACGCUCUGGCCGAGUACGCCGCCAUACGGGCUCUCACUCCCGAGCGCGAUUCCCUGCUCGACGAUGCCGCCUGCAAGGACGGACUUGUCGAGACGCUGAGAUACCUUGUCGUGGCAGACUCGACGGCCGUGACGAGCGUUCUGCAUAUUGGGAGCUUACCGCCAAGCGCUGUUAGAUUUGUCGACCGCAUCAUAACCAGGCUUCUAGUGCCGGAUGGCGAUGAGAGCUCCCAGACGUCUUUUGAUCAACUCUUGGGCCUCACAAACGAGCUGACCAUGCCAUUCUGCCAGCUCAAGCUCACCCUAGACCUGUCCGAGACCCAGCUUGGCGCUGGCGAGGCUGAGGAAGAAAAGUCUUCGCGAUUCGAGGCUUUCGCAAAGGCAAUGGCCCGCGCGAUUGAAGCUAGGAACAUCAUGUGGACAAGCAUGCUCCCGUGCUUGAGCCCGGACAUCACUCGCAAUCUGAGCACUCAGGCACACGCAAGAUUUCUGGAUCUCCUCCCGUCUCUGAAGUCGACAGGGUUUGAGGACGAAGCGACCAACGACCAUCGCAUCCAUCUGGCCGAGAACUUACUUGGAGUGAUCGAGGCCAUCAUAUCUGGCCAGCCGCCAUCAAAGUCCGCACAUCUUAACUCGAACCUGGUGGAGAAGCUGUGCGAUCUGUGCGAAAUUGCUGCGUCACAGGACCAGGAUCGAGUACAGGCACAGAAGAAGGUCUUGAGCCACUGGCUUCCCGCGCUUUUGCGGUUCAUCGUCCUUCACAGCAUCUCUUCCGAGCCGCCGCAGGCACCGAACCCCAACCAACCAGGCCCCACCAAGAUUUCCAUACCGCCUCACCACGAUGCCAGGGCCCGCAUCAUCCUGGCUCUCUGUGGGCUCCUUCUCGAGCUCGAUUCUCGACCCCAAACCACGCAAAGCACGCUCUCUCAGCAGGUCUUUGAUGUAGCAGUUUUCCUAGUCGACGCCCUUCCCGACGACCUCCGAGUUCAGUGCGCCAAAAGCAUACUCCAUCUGCCGGGCGGCGCGUCAAACACGAGCACGUCGUCGGACCCGCGACUCUACUACCUGUUCAGCAUACAGCAACCCACGUGGGCGGAGAAUCUGAAGCUCGCGCACAAGGAGAGGGCGUCGAUUGCCUACAGCGCCGCGGCCCGGGGCAUGAGCGCCUUGUAUGGGAUCGGACCUGCGUCUCACGAGCGGCUCAGCCCGUAUGUGCUUCGCCGGUGGGAGGUGCUGAGCGAACCGACGCCGAAUGUUGGUGAGAACGACACCAGCUUGAGCCUUGGGCUGUUUGAGGCCAUUAAAAGGCGGUGA
This is a messenger RNA of Hirsutella rhossiliensis, 4596 nucleotides long. RefSeq names its product transcription mediator complex subunit med12 domain-containing protein. Gene Ontology annotation, molecular function: transcription coregulator activity. Gene Ontology annotation, cellular component: mediator complex. The record is from RefSeq and is a predicted model, not a curated record. The transcript is spliced from 3 exons. Bases 1 to 4596 code for a protein of 1531 amino acids. NCBI's taxonomy places the organism in Eukaryota, Fungi, Ascomycota, Sordariomycetes, Hypocreales, Ophiocordycipitaceae. Gene Ontology annotation, biological process: regulation of transcription by RNA polymerase II.